AUGAAUAGAGAAUUAAAAGCAGUUGAUGUUUUGGAGUGUAUCCCAAAUAAUAAAUUAUUUGCAAUAACAAUUGAUGAUGUAUUUACAGAAGAAGAAUGUAAAGAAUGGAUUGAUUUAACAGAAAAAACAGGUUAUGAACCAGCGUUAGUAAAUAUUGGAUAUGGACAACAACAAUUAAUGACAGAUAUUAGAAAUAAUGAUAGAUGUAUUAUUGAUAGUGUAGAAAUGGCAGAUAAAAUUUAUCAGAGGGUAAAAAAAUUUAUUCCUCAUACGUUUAAUCAGAAAUGGGAAGUUGUAUCAUUAAAUGAGAGAUUAAGAUUUUUAAGAUAUUAUGUUGGUCAAGAAUUUAAAAAACAUCAAGAUGGUAAUUAUAAACGUAAUAAUGGUGAAACCUCUUUCAUUACGUUGCAGCUUUAUUUAAAUAAUGUGGAAGAGGGAGGUUCAACAAAAUUCUUUUUAAAAUCUGGCCAGAAUGAAAUUGAAAUUAUUCCAAAACCUGGAAAAGUUUUACUAUUCCAACAUAAUAUUUGGCACCAAGGUUCUCCUGUCACAAAAGGUGUAAAAUAUGUUAUUAGAACUGAUGUUAUUUUAAAUAUAAAAAUAAAAAAAAUAAAAAACCUCCUACAAAAUUUCACCCCCAAACAUUUCAGUUUUUUUUUUUUUUUUUUUUUUUUAAAUUUUUUUUUUUUUUUUUUUUUUUUUUUUUUCUUCAAAAUUUUUAUUUGGUUUUUUUUUUUUUUUUUAAAUGAAAAAUAUUGA
Molecule: messenger RNA, 759 nt
Organism: Dictyostelium discoideum AX4
Lineage: Eukaryota; Evosea; Eumycetozoa; Dictyosteliales; Dictyosteliaceae
Exons: 3
Coding region: 1-759 (252 amino acids)
Molecular function (GO): iron ion binding; L-ascorbic acid binding; 2-oxoglutarate-dependent dioxygenase activity
Source: RefSeq, a predicted model, not a curated record